AUGAGGGGGAGACAAGACGAGAAUUGGGCUACUAGACAUGCGGAAUGGAUAGACAUAUGGAAGAACAGGUGUGAUCUGACAUUGAUUGGAUUACCACUUUUAGGGCCACUUUUCCACAGUAGUGAGUAUAUGUCGUGGUUUGUGGCAAACUCAUUUUUGUAUUUGUCCAUUCCACAAAUGUUACAUGACCCGAGGAUGCAUCGGGCAUCGACUUCAACACAUGCAGAACCUCCUCAACAUGAUGACAUUCAGCCCAAUUACAACACUCCAGAAGUAGAAGGAACUAUAGAUGAAAGAAGACAUUCAAUUUCUUCCUUCUCUGAUUUUGGAAUGCCAAGCAUUUUUGGAGCGUAUGCCCCAACUCCACCUUCGGCACAGGGUUUUGAAGGACCUUAUCAACAAUCCCCUUAUAAUAUCCAAUAUCAUAAUGAAACGGUGUCAUCCUCCGACACAUAUAAAGCUCAUGAAGAUGUAGAGCAUCAUGAAGCCCAACCUUUAGAGGAAGAAGCACUUAGACUGCCCCAGGGAAGGAGGAACCCAACUAGGAACAGAAGGCGACCUCGAUAUGACGAUGUCGAGGCAUUGUUUUUAAUGGCAACAGAACAAGCUACAGAAGUUCAUGUUGAGAUCAUGACAUUUAUUACAAAAAUCCACCAAAGUGCAACCCCGUCUGAAAAUCUUAUUCCUCCUCAAAUGGCACCAAAGAUGUUUGCAUGCAUCUAUGAUAAUGGUGACAUGAUUCCUAACCCAGAAAAUGGUGUUUUGUUUAAGUCUGACACCUGUAUCAUGGUUCAACUUCAUAGAG
Sphenostylis stenocarpa is the source of this 805-nucleotide messenger RNA. The record is from the annotation of a GenBank genome assembly. Lineage: Eukaryota; Viridiplantae; Streptophyta; Magnoliopsida; Fabales; Fabaceae.